AUGUCGUCCCACUAUUCAAGCUCGAGGUCUGCGCCCCCGAUGAUCACCCUCUUCGACGUCCCAAGGAACACAGCGCAUUCAUGGGCACCUAACAUAUGGAGAAUACGGUUUAUCCUCAACUACAAGCGACUUCGAUAUCGGACCCAGUGGGUUGAGUUCCAAGAUGUGAAUGCAACAUUGUACAAGAUGAAUGCCCCACCGACCGGGCAAAGCGCAGACGGACAACCCAUCUACACUUUACCUGUCCUCGUCGACCCAACGCGUGACCCCCGCCGUCCAACAAUCCUCUCCAAUCCCAAUAUAAUCGCCGAGUACCUCGAAUCCGCCUACCCCGCACGACCGGUUUUCCCUGAAGGCUCCCGAGCCCUCCAAACCCUCUUCGUCCACUACGUGCAAGAGGUGUUCUCCAAACCCCUGCUACCCAUCAUGAUCCCCAUGUCCUAUCAGCAACUACCACCUGCGAUGCAAAGUCACUUCCCCGGAGGUGCUGCGCUGUCGGGACCGCAGAAGGAGCAUGCGUGGAGGGCGGUGAAAGAGCAGUUCGACUUUUUGGCUGCGAUCUUGGAUAAGAACACGGGUGAUGGGGACGGGGAUGGCGUACUUGCGAUGGGUCACGAACUGACCUAUGCGGAUUUUGCGCUUUGUGCUGUUUUGAUUUGGAUUGAGAGGAUUGCGCCGCACGAUGGGUGGUCCAGGAUUAGGACCUGGAAUUCUGGUCGAUGGCAUAGGUUGUAUGAGAGGUGCAGGGAUUAUAUGGAUGAGUUUUAA
This is a messenger RNA of Coprinopsis cinerea okayama7#130, 768 nucleotides long. RefSeq lists its product as hypothetical. The transcript has 2 exons. Bases 1 to 768 code for a protein of 255 amino acids. The record is from RefSeq and is a predicted model, not a curated record. Lineage: Eukaryota; Fungi; Basidiomycota; Agaricomycetes; Agaricales; Psathyrellaceae.